This is a messenger RNA of Triticum urartu, 1858 nucleotides long. RefSeq names its product polyol transporter 5. Gene Ontology annotation, cellular component: membrane. The record is from RefSeq and is a predicted model, not a curated record. Gene Ontology annotation, biological process: transmembrane transport. Gene Ontology annotation, molecular function: transmembrane transporter activity. Lineage: Eukaryota; Viridiplantae; Streptophyta; Magnoliopsida; Poales; Poaceae.
UCCUGUCACUCUCAGGCCACUUGACUUGCCCGUCGAUAGAUCCAGUCAUCAAUAUUCCUACAUGACUAGUAAACUGAAAUUUCCGUGGCAGACACCCCGAAAAACCAGGACGGGCAAGUAGCUAUAGCCAUGGAGCAGCAGCACGGGCAGGACUCCGAGGCUCCGCUGCUGGCCGCCUCGAAGCCCGAUGGCGCCGCGUCGUCGCCGCCGCCCCGCAACAGGUUCCCCUUCUUCUGUGCCGUGCUCGCCUCCAUGACCUCCGUCCUCAUGGGCUACAACGUGGCGGUGAUGAGCGGGGCGCAGAUCUUCAUGGCGGAAGACCUUGGGGUGAGCGACACGCAGAUUGAGCUGCUCUCCGGUGCCAUCAACAUCUACUCGCUCGUCGGCGCGCUGCUCGCUGGCUGGACCUCCGACCGCCUCGGCCGCCGCCUCACCAUUGUGCUCACCAACGGCUUCUUCCUCGUUGGCCCGCUUAUCAUGACGCUCGCCGGCGGGUACACGGCGCUCAUGGUGGGGCGCUUCAUCGCUGGAAUCGGCGUCGGUUACGCGCUCGUAAUCGCGCCGAUCUACGCUGCCGAGAUCGCGCCGGCCUCCUCCCGCGGCCUUCUCAGCUCCCUUCCCGAGAUUUUUAUCAACACCGGGGUGAUGCUGAGCUACGUUUCCAACUUCGCCUUCUCGGCGUUGCCAGCGCACCUGGCGUGGCGGCUGAUGUUCGCGGCCGGGGUUGUGCCCACCGUGUUUCUGGCGGCUGGCGUGCUCACCAUGCCGGAGUCGCCGCGGUGGCUGGCGAUGAAGGGCCGGCUGGACGAGGCGAAAGCCGUGCUCGACAGGACGUCGGACACGCUCGCCGAGGCCGAGCAGCGUCUGCUGGAGAUCGAGGAGGUUGUCAACGCCGGCAGCAACGGCGCCGGCGGGAGCAACGGCGGUGGCGGCACGUGGAAUGAGGUGGCGACCAAGGCCGGCGUCAGGCGCGUGCUGGCCACAGUUCUGGCGCUGCAGUUCUUCCAGCAGGCGUCGGGCAUCGACUCGGUGGUGCUCUACGGCCCGCGCGUGCUCGCCAUGGCCGGCGUCACUUCUAACACCCUCCUCCUGGGCCUCAACGUCCUCUUCGGCGUGGCCAAGGCGGGCUCGAUCCUGAUCGCCAUGGCGCUCGCCGACCGCGUCGGCCGGCGCCCUCUGCUACUGGUGAGCACCGGCGGCAUGACGGCGUCCCUGCUGGUCCUGGGCUCCGUGUUCGCUGCUUCCGCCGGCGCCAAGGACGACGCGGCGGUGGCCGCCGUGGCCGUGGCCGCUGUGGUGGCGUUCGUCUGCACCUUCUCCGUCGGGUUCGGGCCUAUGGCAUGGGUGUACAGCUCGGAGAUCCUCCCUCUGCGGCUGCGCGGACAGGGCGCCGGGCUCGGCACCGCCAUGAACCGCGUGAUGAGCGGCAUCGUCACCAUGACCUUCAUCUCGCUCUACGGGGCCAUCACCAUGGCCGGCGCAUUCUACCUUUAUGCCGCCGUCGCGGCUGCCUCGUUCGUGUUCAUCUACACCUGCCUGCCGGAGACCAGGGGCCGGAACCUCGAGGACAUGGAGCAGCUUUUCCGCACAAAAUGAUCGAUCCACCGACCCGUGGUCACAUUGAUAAUUGUCAACUUGUGAUUGGAAAUAGGGCGGAUAGGAUGGCCCACAAAGUAAAGUACUCCCUCCGGUCCUUUUUACUCUGCACGUUAGAUUUCCCAAAAGUCAAAUUUUGCUAAGUAUAUCAUGAUGAUAAAUUAGUAGAGUUUUUAGGUAUCUUGUGGUAUAUCAUAAGUUUGGGUCAUGUUAUACAUAUGAUAAUACAGACAGUAUUAUUGGCAAUCCUGUUUUUUCUUCU